Messenger RNA from Cryptococcus deneoformans JEC21, 1098 nucleotides. RefSeq lists its product as hypothetical. Bases 297 to 944 code for a protein of 215 amino acids. The record is from RefSeq and is a predicted model, not a curated record. Lineage: Eukaryota; Fungi; Basidiomycota; Tremellomycetes; Tremellales; Cryptococcaceae. The transcript is spliced from 4 exons. Gene Ontology annotation, cellular component: growing cell tip; cell division site; plasma membrane.
UGCAUCCCGGUUCGGUCAACGGGGCAGGAACGCCAUCAUGGCUUAAAUUAACAUCUUAUCCAUCAAACCCCGUUCGACCAUCAAAAUCAUUCAACCCGAAACUGCAUCAAUUUUCCUGUAGCCCAUUGUUCUUUCUUAUGACCAGGAAUCACCAGUCACCUCUGGAAUGACUCUUAUCAGGAUGAAUUUGAAAGAUUUGUUGUUAGACGACCGGACUGAUUACUAUUGUGACCCAUUUCGCUUUGUGUGCUCAACUCCCUAACAUAUUCAUUCGGCAACUCACGACUAGGUAGGCAAUGUUCAGAUGGGACGACUGUCUCGAGGGGCAUAUGCUCCUUGGAUUCAUAUUCUCAUCACUCUCUUUCGUUUGCCUGCUCUUGACAACGUUCUCUGCACCCCUCAUCAAAACCAUAUAUUUCCUUUCUAUCUCAUAUUCUUUAAAUUCGGACUUGAGCGCCAAAUUCGGUACGUUUGGCUACUGUGUCACUCAAGAAGGAGGGCAAGGGGGAGGAGGAAGCGGGUGUUCCAGUGCGAAAGUCGGAUAUACACAGCCUGCAAGUGUGGGCGACGGGGACGAGUUGAUCGAAUGGUUGAUCAAGACCGGUAUUUUAUUCGGCAUCGCACUCCUCUUCAUGUUUUUCGCCAUCAUCACUCUCAUCCUCUCCUUACUCCGGGUGGGAAAAUUCAUGUGGAACCCAAUCUACUUUCGCACCAGCGCUUUGCUUGGCACUCUCCUCGCCAUUCUUGCCGAAACGUUCGCCCUCGUAGUAUGGGUUCAUGCGAGACAUGUAUUUGAUGAUGUUUGGGAAGCCAAGUAUGGAGCGGCGUUGUGGACAGGGUUGGUAGGCACGAUAUGCGCUGCUUUGGCAGCUGCCAUCGGUGGGCCAGCGUAUCAAGGACGACUCAUGUAUCGUGCACAUCGCGAAGUGCCGUAUAGCCUAUGAGGAUAAUAAUAAUGAUGUUUAGCAAAUGUCGCAAGCGAUACUCGCCCUGGGUCUUUUAUGUUGAAUGCUGUAUAUGGAUUAUUCUAGGUCGGACAGCAACAUUACUGGUCAAUAUUGUUCAAUAGUCCCGCUUAGUGUGCCCAGAGUAGACGAC